AUGGCUCCCCCCUCCGCCACAGAACCCGCGACGGUCACCGUCCCACCCUCGGGUAACAGCCAAGAGGCCGGCGUGGAAAAGGCCAAGGUGAAGAUGGGCGGAUUCCCCAAGCCGCCCGUCUUCGAGGAUAAAUACAAGGAGCGCGAGUAUCUCAAGGGUCGACUGGCUGCGGCGUUUCGAAUCUUUGGGAAGAAUGGAUACGAUGAAGGCGUAGCAGGGCACAUCACCCUUAGGGAUCCAGUCGACCCGAGCACCUUCUGGGUAAACCCCUUCGGCGUCGCCUUCUCGCAGAUCAAGUCCUCGGAUCUGAUCCAAGUCGACCACUCCGGAAAUGUCAUCGACGGCGGGCCCUGCCGCCUCCUCAAUGCCGCGGCCUUCAUGAUCCACUCGGCCAUCCACUCUGCGCGUCCCGACGUCCUCUGCGCAGCGCACAGCCAUAGUCUCUACGGGAGGGCGUUUUGUGCACUGGGCCGGCCGCUAGAUAUCAUUACGCAGGAUUCGUGUGCUUUUUAUAAUGACCAUGUCGUCUACACGCAAUUCAAUGGUGUCGUGCUCGCGGAGGAGGAGGGCAAGAAUAUCGCUGCGGCGCUGGGUGACAAGAAGGCUGCGUUGCUGCAGAACCACGGCCUGCUGACGGUUGGAAAGUCAAUCGAAGAGACCGUGUUCUGGUUUGUGAGUCUCGAGAAAUGCUGCCAUGCGCAGCUGCUUGCAGAUGCAGCGGCUGCGGGGCGCGGAGGGGAGACCGUGAAGAUCAACGAGGCCGAUGCGGCGUUUACGUACAAGGCUGUUGGGACGCCGUUUGCAGGGUACUUCAGUGCGAAGCCGUUGUUUGAUGUCAUACAUGAAGAGACGGGUGGGAAGUAUUUGGAGUGA
Aspergillus calidoustus is the source of this 873-nucleotide messenger RNA. Lineage: Eukaryota; Fungi; Ascomycota; Eurotiomycetes; Eurotiales; Aspergillaceae. The record is from the annotation of a GenBank genome assembly.